Molecule: messenger RNA, 1413 nt
Organism: Neospora caninum
Lineage: Eukaryota; Apicomplexa; Conoidasida; Eucoccidiorida; Sarcocystidae
Exons: 1
Coding region: 1-1413 (470 amino acids)
Source: RefSeq, a predicted model, not a curated record
AUGUAUCGGAGUCAAUCGCGGGUAAGGCUUGUCUGUAGACUCUUCGAAGUCGGAGCUCUCGUUUUGGUUCUACAGAAUGUCACUGGAGUUGGCCGAUUCGUGGCUGGUGUAGAAUGGAACGACGGGGACAAGGUUCCUCGCCUAACGAGAUAUCGUUUGGCCAGCUUCCCCGGCGGAUUAGUCGGUCGGCGCCUUGCUGACGAGCCUCCAAGAGAGUGCGAGCGAAAAACGGACAAGUUAAAUCCCGCCUCAAGCUCCAGUGGCCGUUCGGCACAGAAUUUCCUUACAACUGCAUCGACGACUUUUGCAGCCCUUCGGUUUGUUACCAGUGUACCACGGAGUGGUGCUAUGGCGUCAGAGCGCUUCCGCGAUACAAUUCUGAAACACCCUGGCGACCCCGGCCGAAUCGCAGGGCUCAGGGGAACUCGGUCAGAGAUUCCAGAUCCGAAGGGAGUGGGAAGUGGUGGUCAGGUGCGCGGGCCUGCAUGUGCAGGGGGACGGCCCGGUCAAAGAAAUGAAUCUACACACAGCGCGAGGGAAGACGAUCCGCUCGAACGAACAUCGCGAGAGUUUCCAGGGACGUCACUGAGCGGAGGGUUUGCCGUAGCCGGUCCCAGCAGGUCUGGAGGGGCUCCCAACAAGCUGGCGAGAACCGCCCCCCUCCGCAUAGUAGACGCCCGGUGGGACCCACUACAACUUCUGCAGUUGGUGGCGAAAAAGAAACUGGAAAUCCUUCACUCACGAACGAGUCACUCGCUGCGGAGGCUCCUGGCACAUGAUCAGGCCGGGAAAUGGACUGCACAACUUAUACUCGCUGCAAUAAGAGAACGGAAUCGACGCGCGCGGUCCUCCCAACCCGCCGAAAGUACAGGUUCCGAAGGGGCAUCUGGUAGCACUGGUAAACCUUCCGAGGAAGGAACGAAACAAACGAAGAAGGCUACCCCUUCCGUCAGUGGGACACGCCCCGCCGCGCCGCACCCUCGACAGCCGGUUCCAGAUGGUGCGCAGGGCCUGGCGCGUCUUCGCCGUUUAAAAAAAAAGCAGCUCGUAAGCCGCGCCCCUCUUUUCGUGGAGGAUGACAAUUUACCACUAAGGGGCAUACUGGAUUUAGUGCAAAAGAAGGUUGAAAGGUCUUCGCCCAGAAAGUUGGCGCAACACGGAAACCUUAGAGCAGCUCUGUUACAGAAAAUCAUGAUACAGAAACUCGAUAAGGUCCGUCCCAUAGUCUUAAGCAUGGAGGAGGCGCGGGAAAAGGGGAAAAACCCUUUAGAAAGAGCUUCUGAGGAGAGUCCCAGCACUUCAGCUGCAGUUGCUAUGGAGAGUCCUAGCACUUCAGCUGCAGCUGCUACGAAGAGUCCUAGCUCUUCAGUUACGAAGAGGAAGAGAGAGGACGACGAAGAUGGGACUCAGUAG